Molecule: messenger RNA, 4052 nt
Organism: Fusarium verticillioides 7600
Lineage: Eukaryota; Fungi; Ascomycota; Sordariomycetes; Hypocreales; Nectriaceae
Exons: 1
Coding region: 1009-3240 (743 amino acids)
Molecular function (GO): protein binding
Source: RefSeq, a predicted model, not a curated record
CAGACGGAUAGCACGCCCUAGAAGUGCACCAAGCUAUCGUCAUAAUACCACGUUAGGUCCUAGCAAGAUUGCUCAUGGCUCGUGUGGUACGGUGCGGCGUACUCAGUGGUUGCUUGCAGGACCACGAGCGUCAGACCCCUGCUCAUUUGUGUCCGUCAACUCAUAUCCAUGACAUUUUUGCCUGUCUCUGAGACUCCGCCUUUGACAAGGUCACCCCAGUCACGACUCUCCACUACGAGCUCGUGUCAUACGUCUCGUCCCCCGGUGCUGCAUUUGCUCUCUUCUCUCUCAUUUCUCCUGGAUCAUCUGCUUUGCUUUGCUUUUGUCUGCUCUCUUUCCCGCGCUUGUCUCUGCACACCCAUUCCAGGCCUCGCAAAACCGUCUGGUACGAUCACGUCGAGGUUCACUGCCAAUCGUCGGACUCCCUCCUUUUACCUAUAGCGCCAAAUUGCACGCUUGAUUUGCAUUCCCGUCGUUUGGCUAGAGAGCGAUAUCGAACAAGCGUACGACAGACAUCUACCCUCCCGAACCGAACACAUCACCUUUCGCCCUCCAAUACGACUGCCACUGCGACUUUUGAAGUAGAUCAUAGCGAUUUCCUCCACGUCGGCGUCUUUUUUGUCACUCUCGCACCUGUGGUGUUGAGAACUCAGCCACCUUUCCACUCCUUUCGACACCAACACUUUCUUGCUGCAUCCGGCCAGCUCUCCCCAGGCAUCGGGUUCAUCAGAUUGUCGCCACAUCCGUUAGCUUCAACUCUCUCUGCUUGCGAAUAACUCGAUUCAUUCCUUACUCGUGACGACUUCUCUUUCAGCGACGUGUGCAUUCUCUUGGCCUUCCAAGAGUUGAAUUUCGUUUCCGACAGUCUUGACCACUGCUCGCUUCUGACUUGGCCUUCGAUUUGAUUUGCGACGCGAACACCAACUGACCAACCUUCGAACCCGUCAUGCCAUCGAAAUCAUAUUAAUUUGUUCUCAAGAUUGUGAUUGACUGGGAAUCUUUUUCGCGAUGAGUUUACCUGAGCCGCCGUCCUCGUUGGACAAUGGUUGCUCGGUUGUCCACGACAACACCCUAUAUGUUUUUACGCCAACUGCUUUCUUGUCGCUGCCGCUUGAGGAGGGUGCAGAAUGGAAGAAGUUGAAGAUGGGAGAACAAGUUACCGGAGGAGCCUGUGUGGGAACUGAUGCAGCGCUGUUCAUCAUUGGAGGUAGUGGUGGUCAGGCCGACUACAAUGGCCUACAAAAAUACGUUUUCGCCGACAAGAAAUGGGAGACCCUGUCUAUUGAUAACACAGCUUUCCGAAAUUUACAACACCACGGUGCUGCCUAUAUCAAGAAUACCGACCAGAUAGUCGUCUCUGGCGGCAGCCAGGACGGCAGAGAAACACCUUCGGAUACCUCACUAUACUUCGCCGCCUCAGGACCAUAUAUCCUCCAGAGCGCAGCGCCAUCUGCCCUCUCUGUCAAUCCCAUUCUUUUGGCCUGGUCCGAUGCCGAAGUUUGCCUGCUUGGUGGUAAUGACUGGAACACGCAAGUUUUAAUCUUCAACGCCGCGACAGGUUGGAGAAUAAUGGGCAUCACACUGUCCACGCCCGUUGCGGCUUCCAGCAAAGCCAUGAUUGCUCAGGGAGACGAUGGCUCCAAGAGUCUUUAUGUUUUCGAUCUCUCAGCCAGCCCCAACAAAGUUCAUCGCUAUGUUGUCUGGGGUGACAACAACGCACCUGGUCAAAAUGCUGUGGAUCAAAACGUGAAGCGUGACCUGUCCCUGAAGGACUGGCCUGAAUAUAACUCGACACUAGCUCCUACCACAACACGCUCCGAUUACUCGAUGGCUCAGGACUCGAAUGGCAGGGUUGUGUUUGUUGGUGGCAACAAAGACGAGCCUCUCGCCUUCUUUGAUAUGAAGGAGAACUCCUGGCUUGAUGCCUCUAGCAUCGUAGGUGAUGAGUCGCAGAAGAUUCUCUCUGCGGAAUCUACCUCUGGAACCAAGACCAGAACCAGCACCACCAAGACAUCGUCAACUGAAUCAUCCACAAGAACCAAGUCUGUCAGCAGGUCAUCGACAUUAGUGACGUCGACUGGCUCAGCAACAGCCACCGACGACUCAUUCUCAUCGGCGACCAUCUCUGACUCCAGCUCUGCUACCAACAGUGACAUCGCGCCAGUUGGCGGUGCUAGUAGUGAUGACAAAUCUGGUCUUAGUUCCAAUGCCAUAUUGGGUAUCACACUGGGCACGAUCUUGGGCUUCAUUGCUGUGCUCAUUGUCAUCCUGUUACUCUUGCGCCGCCGUAAGAAGACCCGCCAACCAUCACCUGAGAACACGCAGCCCAGGCACGAUUUUCCCUCUGAUGAGAAGGAUCCCAUGGGGCUUGGCGGUGGCCCUGUGUCACCCUUCCGCGCUCACCAUUCCAAUAUGUCACAAGAAUCAUUCUCAUCUAUGGCAAUUCUGAUGGGCCGUGCUGGCAAGAGCAAGCCCGGUGUCUCUCGCAAGCUGAGCAACGGCACCAACCGUAGCUCCGUCAGCACUGAGCACAAACAGCUCAAAUCUACCAUUGGUAAACCAGUCCUGCAGGAGAUGCAACAUCCUGUAUUACAAGGACAAGAUACCCGCGGAGUGGCUUUCGAUCCAACUGUUGCCGAGCCACGACCUCGGAAUGGACCUCUCGAGACACAGGACGGUUUGCGAAGGAGCUCUGGCUGGAACCGAUACUGGUCAGGCGGUAGCGCUCUUCAGAUCUUAGGAUUCGGUUCUUCUAAGAGAAACACUGUCGGCUCUGAUAGUGACUCGCACUACUCAGAUGCCAUCCCACAUCGAAACCCUCGCGCUACGCAAGAUUCAGCAACUGUGCCCCCUCUGAACUUCGAAUUCCGCCCCGAGAUGAACCGAGUCAAUUCUGGAAGCCCUGUCGUCGCCGAGUACAACAAGAAUAUUCCUUUCAGAGAUGGUGUAGCUGGUAAAAUCGAGCGCCCUAUCUCAAAAGCAUCUUCCGGCUACUCCAGCGGCAUCCCCGAGAGCGUGAACGAAACAUGGGACCCUCAUCAUAAAGACAAACCCUGGGGUACAGAUCGAGCGACCAGCAGUAUUUAUAACCCGAGCUUCUACUUCGGUGCACCUUUGUCUCCCCGGGUCCCACCGCCCCAGACACCCCCCUCUGGAGUAAGCACGCAGCCUCAGCUCGCAAUGGCCUCGCAGUCAUCAGACAUGAGCUGGUUGAAUCUCGGUGACCGCACUCGUCAGUAGAGCAGCCGCAGUUUUUAUGUACUGAUGACGUCUUUAAGUUCUGCAUGCACAUUGUGAGCUACUAAGAUACUCCCAUCGUGCGUUGCAAAUAUACCUCUUGCAAGCGAUUAGUCGUUUUCAGGUUAAACACAUCGCUUUGAGCAACCAUCACGCUCUAUCACUCUCAUUCACUACCUACAUCUUGGUGCAUGUACAUAACGGCACACGCACUCAAUCACACUCACUACUCCUCUCAGACCUAGUGUCUUUCCGAGAGAACCUAUUUUCUUUUCUUCUUUUUGAUAAAGUAUCGCAUGAACCGGCAUCGGCGUGCGUAUCGGCCGGCUUAAUCUUGCUCGUAUUCAUUUGAGUCCUUUUUCUUGGCGCCGCUUUCAUCCUGUACAUUCUAGACGUGGACACGGGAUUGAUCGUUUUUUCCCGUUCUUUUUUUUUUUUUUCGAUCGUUGUUGCUUUUUCUAAUGAUACCACCAUCUCCUGACGUAUGUAAUUGGCUAGUGUAGCAAGAAAAGGGGACCUGGAGGGGAUGAUCAAAGAUGAUGGAGAUAUUGGAUGGGGCCAAAAGAGAUGCUGGGUUGAGUUGAGGUUUGAUGAUGGGAAGGGGACGUGACUGCUGGCCGAGGCUGAGCGGCGGUAGUCAGUUUUGUUAGCUCUUCAGUCAUAUCUGGAUGUGAAGGGAAGCUGGAGGAAGCCAGGGCUGUAAAGCCGACGUUCCUCGAAAUUAAAAUAUUUGCACAAUCUCGUCCAUUAUGUAUCUUUAUAUAUGUGACUUGUGUGUUGUUUCAAAUACGACUUGGAUGAAGUAUGAACUGGUC